Molecule: messenger RNA, 393 nt
Organism: Anisakis simplex (herring worm)
Lineage: Eukaryota; Metazoa; Nematoda; Chromadorea; Rhabditida; Anisakidae
Source: the annotation of a GenBank genome assembly
AUGAACUGCAGUUUUUGCGAUCACAUUGGUGACGUUAUUGCAGAGAGUAAAUGUUCUAAUAAGGCUGACGGUAUGUAUGUUGAUCAGUGUUCUGAAGAGUAUUACGUUUGUUCAAAUGGAAUGAUAUCGAAGUUUGUGUGUCCUGUGGGAUUGGUUUAUAAUACUGAGAGAUCGUACUGCGACUAUAAACAGAAUGUGAGGAUAUGCGGUGCAAAUGGCAUCCAACAGCAACAGCAAGCAAGCACUACGACGACUGCACCUCCAUUCAUGUUCUUGCGAACAACAUGGACCACAAGAACACCAAUUUUGCAAGAUAAUAAACUAGGCGAACAAGGUUGCUCAGUGUUACCGAAUGGACCACAAGCUCUCGGCGAUUGUCUCCCGCAAUAUAUG